Molecule: messenger RNA, 2210 nt
Organism: Pteropus alecto (black flying fox)
Lineage: Eukaryota; Metazoa; Chordata; Mammalia; Chiroptera; Pteropodidae
Gene: DBNDD1
Product: dysbindin domain containing 1
Exons: 6
Coding region: 1-963 (320 amino acids)
Biological process (GO): negative regulation of protein kinase activity
Cellular component (GO): cytoplasm
Source: RefSeq, a predicted model, not a curated record
AUGGCUCCGGACGUCCGGCCGCGCCGCGACCUACAGACCCGAGCGCCGGCGCCGCGGAAGCUGCGCCGUCUCCCAGCAACCGCUGUGAGAUCCCGCACGAAAUAUCGAAGAUCCUCGCGAGACUCCGCCCACUUCUACAGGCCCUGGCAACAGCGGGAGCGCGUCCCUAGCAACAAGCCCUGGGCCCACCCAGGGUUUACGCGAGUCCGUGCCCAGGACAACCCUCCCGUAGUGAGAGGAAACCCAGGAACCCCUCUCAAGCCCUUCAGGAAUGUUUGUGGGCGCCAUCCGCAUCGGAACUUGGAUGCAAACUGCACGACUCCUGAACCCGCCUACCUGGCCUGGCCUCAGGGGCAUCCUUGGUUUCCUGGGGAUCCCAUCCCUUGGAGCCACUCCCUGAACUCGCUGGGGAUCCCCCAGCGGCACCAGCGGCCUCCUCUGAGACCCAAAGUGCUGGCCCGGGAGGUGCUCGGAAGCAGUGGGUCCGUCGCCGCUGUUUGCAAGCUGAGUACCGCAGAAAUAAUUAAGGAGGUUGAGGUGCCACAGGCUACCCUGAGCACCCCGGCCCAGGGGACAGGAGACAGCUGCCACUCGCCCGUGGCCGAGGAGGAGGUGGGCAUCUCAGGACCGGCGCCAGGGCUCCUGCAGGUGACAGAAAGGAGGCAGCCCCUGAGCAGCGUCUCCUCCCUGGAGGUGCACUUUGACCUCCUGGACCUCACCGAGCUGACAGACAUGUCCGACCAGGAGCUGGCCGAGGUCUUCGCAGACUCCGACGAUGAGAACACGGCCGGUGACUCGCCAGCAGGCCUGCACCCACUGCCCCGGGCCGGCUGUCUGAGAUCCCCGUCCUGGACACGCACCAGGGCCGGGCAGAACCGCGAGCAGCAGCCCCUCGGCAACUCUGAGCGGCAGCCAGCGACUAUGGACACGGUUCUCACUGUGGAGCCGCCCAAGGAGGACUAGGCCGGCCCAGCCAAGGCAGGGGAACCCCACAGUCGUGGCCCAAGGACACUGCCCAGCCCGCAUUGCUCGGGUCAGGGCCUCGAGGCACCCCAGCACAAGCACAGCCCAGUGGCCUUAAGUCCAGCUCUCUCCUCAUCCCUGGGUCAGGGCUGAUACCCCCCAGGGAUGGGACGGGAGUGGCCUGGGCCUUGUGGAAACCUCGGUCUGCAGGACCAGUGCUCUCGUGUGUCAUAAGAUCCCCGAGUGGGUGCCAGGUGAGGGGGGCACUGAGCAGAUGACAGCUGCUCUGCAAACCCCCUGGGAGUCUUGGGGUUCUGGCUGUGAAUGGCCACGCCGAGUUCCAGACCAUGGAUGCUCUGCUGUCCAGCCAGUUACGUGGGAGGGGUGUCAGUCCUAAAAAGUGUCACCUUGUUUUCAACCUUGUCCCCUUUCUACCACCCAUGGGGCACUGCUAGCACCAGGGCCCCCUCCCCAGGCCCUAAGACCUUGCUUGUCCCGAUCCCUGUGAGGCAGCUGGACCCACCCUCCUUGGCUCACACACCACGUGUGGCAUAACGGCCACAGCCUGCUAGAUGGGUGGGGGGCAGGCGGGGUUCAUCUUCUCCCCAUCCCUUGCCCAUGACACAUCUCAUAGCCUGUCAUGUACAUGCAUGGAUCUGUCUCCAGCUGGCAUCCUGGCCUGGGAUGGAGUGGCCUAAGAGCCACUAGGGUCAUGAGGGGACCUGGUGGCCACCACCUCGGGCCCCCAAUUCAGGGGCACCAGGCUCAGCUGCCACAACACUGCUUUUUAUGUGCUAAAGGACAGACUAGGCUUCUGUCGACUGCGAGUCCAAGAUCAGUUUUAAUAUAAAUGCGUGAGCUUGCUUUUUGUCCUCAAGCCAAUCUGCUCCAGCCUGUCCCUCUCUGAACCAUUGCUGAGGAAGGCACGUGGGCCCUUCUGCAGAAGCCCGGGGCACGCUGGGCCCCCCAUGCAUGGUAAGGGCCAGUCUCCGUGGAAAUGCAGUUUGCCUCCCAUGCUGGGGCCUGGGGGGCUCUGCCUGCCCCUCCACCCGUGAUGAGCAGCAACACGAGGGUAUUUACCCGGCAGUCAGUAAUCUCACUGCAAACUGAUCCUGUAAGGGCAGCCGUGUGCACCACCCACCCUACCUGCCCAGGUCUUCCUUCCAAUUUCUAUCUUUCUUGCUGCAGCUUCCACAGAGCUCAAUUAUAAAAAGUGGGAUUAAAAUGUCAGCCAUCCUAAGGCCCAA